AUGCUGCCCUUACAUGCAAAAUCGAAGAUGCAUCGCCAUGCCUUUUCCAAUGGGCAGGCCGCAUACCCAUCUACCGGCGGGAGCGGCACCUUUUCUAUUCAACCGCACAAGUUCCAGCCUCGAUCACAGCCAGCCCUGAGGCGGCGGCGGCAGCUGAUACAGCGGCUACUGCUCUUUGGCUCCAUCCUCCUCACGGGCUUCUUCUUUUUCUUCCCCGAUCUCCGACCAGAUCUGGGUUCGAGCCCGCUUAGCUACCUUGCCUCCAGCGACGAGUCGAAACUCGAGACGGUGCGAUAUUACGAUCUGAGCAAUGUACAAGGAACGGCAAGGGGGUGGGAACGGGAAGAGCGCAUCCUUCUCUGCGCUCCUCUCCGAGACGCCGCGCCGCAUCUGCCCAUGUUCUUCGGUCACCUGAAGAACCUCACGUACCCACACAACCUGAUCGAUCUCGCCUUUUUAGUCGGAGAUUCCAAGGACAACACACUCGAGUUGCUCAACUCGAAGCUGGAGGAGCUUCAGGCAGACCCGGAGGCGAAAAAUCAGUUCGGAGAAAUCUCGAUCUUGGAGAAGGACUUCGGACAGAAGGUCAACCAGGAUGUAGAGAGCCGACACGGCUUCGCCGCUCAGGCUGGACGACGUAAAUCCAUGGCGCAGGCCCGUAACUGGCUCUUGAGCGCUGCGCUCCGGCCGACACACAGCUGGGUCUACUGGAGAGAUGUCGAUGUCGAGACGGCCCCGUUCACUAUUUUAGAGGAUCUCAUGCGCCACAACAAAGACGUUAUCGUGCCGAAUGUCUGGCGACCGCUACCGGAUUGGCUUGGGGGAGAGCAGCCUUACGAUCUCAACUCGUGGCAGGAAUCAGAGACAGCUUUGGCUCUGGCAGAUACUCUUGACGAGGAUGCUGUCAUCGUCGAAGGUUACGCAGAAUAUGCCACGUGGCGCCCGCAUUUGGCAUACUUGCGCGACCCUUACGGCGAUCCCGAUAUGGAGAUGGAGAUUGACGGUGUUGGUGGUGUCAGUAUUCUCGCCAAGGCAAAGGUCUUCCGGCAGGGUGUUCACUUCCCAGCGUUCAGCUUCGAAAAGCACGCCGAGACGGAGGGUUUUGGCAAGAUGGCCAAGCGCAUGAAGUUUUCGGUUGUCGGGCUACCCCACUACACUAUCUGGCAUUUGUACGAGCCCUCCGUCGACGACAUCCGCCAUAUGGAAGAGAUGGAAAAAGAGCGCAAGGCUAAGGAAGCCGAAGAGGCCGCCAAAAAGCAAAAGGAAGACAAAAUCAAAGAGCAAUUUGAUAACAAGGGCAGUGAUUGGGAGAAGGAGAAGGCAGCUGUGCAAGAUUUGGUUCAGAAAGCGAAGAACGAGGAGAAGGAGGAAGCGAAAAAGAAGGAAGAGAAAAAGAAGGCGAAGGAAGCUGCAAAGGAAGCUGCGAAAGAAGAGCUCAAGGAAGAAGCAAAAGCAGAGAAAGCGAAGGAGGCCGCAAAGAAGGACGUUGAGAAGCGCGAGGAGAUACACGAGGCCUGGGGUGCCGAUGAGAGGGGCAAGGCGGCGCCGAAGCAGUAA
Paraphaeosphaeria sporulosa is the source of this 1557-nucleotide messenger RNA. Its product is annotated as Anp1-domain-containing protein. The transcript has 4 exons. Gene Ontology annotation, molecular function: alpha-1,6-mannosyltransferase activity. The record is from RefSeq and is a predicted model, not a curated record. NCBI's taxonomy places the organism in Eukaryota, Fungi, Ascomycota, Dothideomycetes, Pleosporales, Didymosphaeriaceae. Gene Ontology annotation, biological process: protein N-linked glycosylation; cell wall mannoprotein biosynthetic process. Bases 1 to 1557 code for a protein of 518 amino acids. Gene Ontology annotation, cellular component: mannan polymerase complex.